Molecule: messenger RNA, 1187 nt
Organism: Diorhabda carinulata
Lineage: Eukaryota; Metazoa; Arthropoda; Insecta; Coleoptera; Chrysomelidae
Product: zinc finger protein 701-like
Exons: 3
Coding region: 457-1104 (215 amino acids)
Biological process (GO): regulation of transcription by RNA polymerase II
Cellular component (GO): nucleus
Molecular function (GO): DNA-binding transcription factor activity, RNA polymerase II-specific; RNA polymerase II cis-regulatory region sequence-specific DNA binding
Source: RefSeq, a predicted model, not a curated record
GAUAUUCUUGUGGACAAUGUCAAUACUGGUAUCAAACCGUUCGUUUGUAAUAUUUGCGGCAAAACUGACUCAUACAAAAGUGGUUUAGAAUAUCAUUUGAAAACUCAAGAAGCUGGUAUCCGUGAGCACAGUUGUCCAGUUUGUUUCAAAUUAUUCACUUCCAUGUAAAAUAAAUAAUAUUUUUUGUAUAAUUUUCAUUGUUUCAUUUUCGUUGGUUUUUAUGAAAACAGUUCUUGAUAUAAAUAAUCAUCGUUUCCAGAACUUAUUACCAUAAAAGAAAAGUUUUAUAUUUUUAAUAAAUUGUACUUGUUUUCGGAAAAUAUAACAUGGAUGCUUCAUAUUGUAACCAAUCUCGUUCUACUCCUAAAACGUCAAAAAUUUAUGAAGUUUCCGUAUCUAUCAUUUUUGAUAAUGAAAAUACGUUAGAUUUUGAUAGAAUAGUGCAACUCAACAAAAAUGAAAUCCUGUAGUAACGUAAAUGGCAUUAUAAUGAUGAAACUACAAUGCGACGAAUGUCCUUCGACCUUUAGCAACAAUCGCAAAUUCAUUCGCCACAAAUUGCAACACGAACGACAACGAGAAUUGAUAAAGUGCAUAAUGUGCGAUAUUCCCGUACAAAGAAAAGACUAUCAAUACCACAGAAUAUUUCUUCACGCUGUCGAAAAGUAUAAAAUGAAAUGCUCCGUCUGCGAUAAAUAUUAUUCCAGAGUACUACACCUGAGAAAACAUUACGCUGAAAACCACGAAGAGUUUGGAAUAAAGAAAACCGCGAUUUGUGAAUUGUGCGGCUACGGUACUUACAAUAACGCUGGAUUACUGAAUCACAAGAGGAUAAGGCACAACGAACAAAAAUUAUUUUUAUGCUCGGCGUGUCCAAAACUAUUUCGAACAAAAACGUUGCUAGAUUAUCACAUGCCUGUACAUACCGGAGAAACUCCAUUUCACUGUAACGUUUGCGGUAAGAAGUACAAGCAUAGAUCAGGACUAUUUUAUCACGGAAAAAUCCAUAAAGAAGAAUAUCUAGAAUGUCCGCAUUGCUACAGACGAUUUAUAGCCAAACAUAAUCUAGAAUCUCAUAAGAAAGUAUGCAAGUUCGUAUUUUAAAAUCAAUUUUUAAUUGAGAAUUAUCACUAUAAAGAAGUGGAAUUAUGUAUAUUAAUGUUUGCAAAUAAAAAUUAUCCAUUUGA